CGUUCUCCAUCUCCACCUUUCUCCCUGUCUGUCGUUGAGGGUUUCAAAGGAUAUCAACCGGGCCUGAGAUAGGCUACUCAUAAGCGAUAUUCAGCAUUCAAGGUCAAUUGAUCAGGAGGAGAAUGGAUCCAGUUUGAGCAUCUUGACUGAUAAGUUGCCGAGUGUGAUCCUGUAACCAUGGCGACCUGUGGGCGUGGUUGCGUCCCGGCAGUGCGUUUCUGCCAAAGGCUGAACCGACUGAAGACCCUGGAUGAUGAUUUGAUGGUGACAUCAAUGAAGCGCUGCCUGACCAUGGUGGACCUGGCCCUGCUGGGUGUUGGGGGCAUGGUGGGCUCUGGUCUCUACGUCCUGACAGGCACUGUGGCCAAGGACACCGCGGGACCUGCCGUGGUCCUCUCCUUCCUCAUAGCAGGCAUCGCCUCCCUGAUGGCCGCCCUCUGCUAUGCUGAGUUCGGAGCUCGUGUGCCCAGAACGGGCUCAGCCUACAUGUUCACCUAUGUUUCUUGUGGAGAAAUAUGGGCCUUUCUCAUUGGCUGGAACGUAGUGUUGGAGUACAUGAUUGGUGGGGCCGCGGUGGCGCGGGCGUGGAGUGGUUACCUGGACUCCAUGUUUAACCACACUAUCCAGAACUACACAGAGAACCACAUAAUGAAGUGGAAUGUUCCCUAUAUCGCCCACUACCCUGACCUGCUGGCCGCCGGGAUUCUAGUGGUUGCCACCAUCUUCAUAACCUUCGGAGUGCGAGUCUCUUCUUGGCUCAACCACAUCUUCUCCGCUGUUAGUCUGGUUGUCAUACUCUUCAUCUUGGUGUUUGGCUUCGUGCUGGCCGAUCCAGUCAACUGGAGCCAGAAGGAAGGAGGUUUUGCACCGUUCGGUGUGUCUGGGGUUAUGGCAGGCACAGCCACCUGCUUUUACGCAUUUGUUGGCUUCGAUGUGAUUGCAGCCUCCAGCGAGGAGGCAAAGAACCCCCAGCGAGCCAUUCCUAUGGCCACAGCCAUCUCCUUGUGCAUGGCAGCCACAGCCUACAUUCUGGUCUCCACUGUCCUCACUCUCAUGGUGCCCUGGCACUCCCUCGAUCCCAACUCCGCUCUGUCUGACGCCUUCUUCCGCCGAGGCUACAGCUGGGCUGGCUACAUCGUGGCAGUAGGGUCCAUCUGUGCCAUGAACACAGUGCUCCUCAGCAACCUCUUCUCCCUCCCUCGGAUUGUUUACGCUAUGGCGGAGGAUGGCCUCUUCUUCGCCUUCUUCGCCAAGGUCAACCCUGUCACCAAGGUCCCUGUGAAUGCCAUCUUGGUGUUUGGCCUCCUCAUGGCCGUCAUGGCCCUCAUCUUUGACCUGGAGGCCCUGGUCCAGUUCCUGUCCAUCGGCACCCUCCUGGCCUACACCUUUGUGGCAGCCAGUGUCAUUGUGCUGCGCUUCCAGCCUGAGAAGGAGAAGACCAGUUCCAAGGCUAACUCCACUACCUCCCCUAACACCAACUACAACCCAGAGCCCUCACCCGAAGCCUCCGAGUCCCAGAUCAUAGCUCAGGACAGCGGGGAGCUGAAGGAGUAUGAGUCCUUCUCAGACAAGCUACAGCUGGUGGAGAUGCAGAAGACCAGGGAACGCAGCGCCCCAGGGGUGUUGAAGGCCCGCUGGGAGCCCUACCUGGGCAGGUUGCUAGGGGACUUUGAGCCGGGGGAGGUGGUGGCCUUCUCUGUGCUGGCGGUGAUGGUGAGCUCUGUGUCCCUCUGUGCUGUUUUUGUGUUUGGGAGUAACCAGCUGCAGCUGCCUACGUGGAGCUUCGCCGUGCUAAUAGUGGUGUUUGGCUCAACAUUCCUCCUCAGCCUGGUCGUCAUAUAUGCCCAUGAACCACAUAUCAACACCAAAACCUUCCAGGUACCCUUGGUCCCAUUCAUCCCUGGUGCAAGCAUCCUCAUGAAUGUGUUCCUAAUGCUGAAGCUCAGCCCAAUGACCUGGAUCCGCUUUACCGUAUGGGUGGCUGCAGGUCUACUGGUGUAUUUUGGCUAUGGGAUAUGGCACAGUAAGGAGGGCCUGAGGGAGCUGCAGCCCAAGGACAUGGCUGCCAGGUACGUGGUGCUCCCUAGUGGCAGCCUGGUAGAGACAGUCCAGUCAGUGCAGCCGAACGGACAUGGGGACGCCAGCGCCCUCCACACCACCCCCUCCCCCGCCCAGUCUGCUGAAGAGCAGCAGGCAAAGAGAUGAUGUGUAGGAACUAGGAAGGGAGCCAUCUUUAUUUCAGUGGGCCGUUUAUCAUCUAUCUGCUCCUACUCAUACAUUACCUCACUCUCUUCUCCUCUGACUUCCCUCUCGUGACUGGCCUCAUACAAUCAGUGUGUACUGCCACAAGGCUGUGUUUCUCUGCGUUAGUAAGUACACAUCACACAAUGAGAUUUACGCUCUCUCAUUAUGAAACAUAUUUAUAUUUAUUUUUACAUAUUGUAUCUCUUAAUAUGGGAACAUAGUAAUAAAGCUAUCUAGCAUUGUUUAGGAUAUUGCUAUUGGUUAUAAUCACUGUAUUUAAAAAAAAAUGUAGAUAAACCAACACAGGUGUUAUUUCCUUGUUAGCAUUUCUCUCAACUCCUCAAUUGAUCUGCUUUUUAAUGUCUCUCAGUCACUCACAAUUUAAUGUGUUUGGAAGUAGGAUGGUGCUUUUGGUCAUAGCAUACAUUGAGUCAUGUUGAUAAGCUGCAUUUUUAAUUUUGUAAGCACUGGAAUGAAUGGACCUUUGUUUAGACACACCCAUGUACAAACACAUAUUCACAUUAGCUUCCUCUCUCUCACACACACACACACACACACACACACACACACACACACACACACACACACACACACACACACACACACACACACACACACACACACACACACACACACACACACACACACACACACACACACACACACACACACACACACACACACACACACACACACAAGCAUUAUUCUUGCCUGAGGAGAGACUAGGUUCUGUCAGUGGGUCAUGUGGGUCCACUUACAACCCCUGGGACCACCUCAAGAUCUCCCUCAUUCCCCCGCACUAGUGGCUGCUCAGCCAAACGCAAAUCAUUUACAUACAUUUUCUGUUUUAAUGAUUAUUUCGGACUUGUUUCAUGUAGUUUCUGAGCUGUGAAACAGUCUAUUUUAUCAUUUUAUUUUUUUCCCCCCCAAUGCACAAGAACUAGACAGCGACCCAUUCCCCUUCUGUGUGCUACCAUGAGAUUAGUUUAUGCAACCAUCUAAUAUAAAAGCACGAGAGUUAUAAACAUGUGUUUUAAUACAUGCUUUUUGUAAGGCAAGCACAAACCCAGUUCAUGAUGUACCUGAACAGGGUAUUUGGUGCUGCUGCUUAGAAGCAUAUUAACAAACAGGGAUUGAGUGUUUUGUCAGACUAUGCCAGCCAUAGGACAUCUCUUAUCCUCAUGAGACCUCUGUAAUCCGACAGAUUUGCAGCAGUCCCUGCGGUUGACCAAUAGCUUGAUCUAGAUUACAUACACGCACAGAUCACUCUCACUCGCAGUGCUGGAUUACACUGACCUCCUCAGAGAGGGAUUGCACUCUCACACCCAGUUACCCACUACCCUGUCUGUUAGCACAGUGUUCGAGAGGGCAGUAAGAUGUCAUGACAAUGUAACAUUGUCUCAACGUGAUAAUCAUAACAUUCCCAUAGCUAAGGUUUUCAGUCAAGUCCUGAGAACUGAUUAUUUUGUUACCUAUAAGGUGUAUAUUUGUAUGUUUUUCACGUUUGGAGAUUGCGGUAAAACGUCUACCAUUUAUCUGUAUAAUAAUAAUGUAACUACAACAUUGCCUUGAUGUUAUUAGCGUUUUCUAUAUAUCAAGUCCUUAGAAUGAUGAAAAAUAAGCAUGAGUCCCUCACUACCGGCUACCAACCUCACACGUGUCUGUAGCUCACUUUAGUGUUGUACUCAAAAAUAUGUUUGUUUUGUCUCUUAUUUAUCACUAUAUAUUAGUUAUUGUAAACAUACAUUUGUUUAUGUAAAUAUAUGACACAAGCAACCAAUGGCCUUAAAGAUGUUUUCAUGAGUACAGAAUGAUUCCCAAAGCUUACGUGAAAUCUAAACAACUUUAGUUGUUCAGGUAGCUUUUCACCUCUAUCCAAGUAGUUUACCCUGUUAUAAUCUCAGUAUUUAUUCAUAGGAUAUUAUAUUGUAAACUACUAUAUUCCAUUCAAUUGAUUUCAACAACAGAUACAGCCUUUGAAGUAAUCAAAUGUUGGGGGAUGUGGGGAUAACAAAAUAUUAAAUGGAUUUUUGUACAACUUUGCACAUAGUUUAAGAUUUUAACUGCAAACGACUGUAUGUGUCUCUCUACCAGCGUGUCUCUGGUGUUGGCACUAUGGUGCUUUUGGCAAGCUGAACAUUUCCUCACCUCGAAGAGUUACGUUCUCUGUCUUGUGUGUCAGUAAGCACAAUGCGCUAUGGGCUCUGACUGUACCUAUGUACUCUGUACUUACACAUUCAAAUUCUAAGUAUUUUUUGUUGUAUAAAGUCUAAAAGAAGCUGUGUUAUUUCGUGACAAAUAAAUGUUUUGAAGCAGCA
Messenger RNA from Oncorhynchus kisutch (coho salmon), 4562 nucleotides. Its product is annotated as cationic amino acid transporter 4-like. Lineage: Eukaryota; Metazoa; Chordata; Actinopteri; Salmoniformes; Salmonidae. The transcript is spliced from 5 exons. Bases 178 to 2205 code for a protein of 675 amino acids. Gene Ontology annotation, biological process: transmembrane transport; amino acid transport. The record is from RefSeq and is a predicted model, not a curated record. Gene Ontology annotation, molecular function: amino acid transmembrane transporter activity. Gene Ontology annotation, cellular component: plasma membrane.